AUGUAUUCUCAAAAGCGUCUCGCCGCUCUCUACAUCCUUCUGGGUGUGAUCUUCACCAAGCCCACGGAAUGCCUCCCCUCAACCGCACAGAGACUAUCGAACGACUGGACCGAACUCAGAUGUCACCAUCCUUCCGUAAGCCAUCCUGGCGGCGCUUCGAACACAGACACCCAAUCUGUCAAUCGACCUGGAUGUGCCAUUACCCUGAACUGUGUACCUGAAGGAAAAUACGGGCCAGCAAUUCUUGAUAGCGGACUGAUAAUGCCUCUGAACGUUACAGUAGCACUCUCCGAAGACGCUACUAUGGAUACGCAGCGUUGCAAGAAGGAACUGGAGGAACUUCUCUUCGGGGCACGAGAUGACGAACAGGAAGUUGGGGCAUCGGACACCCAACGACUCGACUCGGAGCAACCAAUCCUCCUUUAUCCCCGACAGGAAGAAACUCCCGAAACGAGCUCUGAAGGACAGAAGUAUCAAGGGAUUUUCGACUACCUUAUGUCGACAGUCCAGCGUCGGGGCGUUCACGCGGCAGACUCUGUCAAGGAACGCAAGGCGAAUUAUCAAAAUGAAGUUGCAUCGCAUUCCGCAAGAAAUAGUACGUCAAACUUCUCGAUGGACCUUAAGCAGGUGAUCUUCAAAAAGCGUCCGUUCAGCUACUACGUGACCCAAUGUGAGGAGAGCUUUUGCAACGGGUAUGAUUUGGAGAGGAGAUGUGACCCUAAUAGCCGGUCUCGACGAAAACCAAGGUUGAAGAAUACCUGCGAGUUCUGCUAUCCUCAACGAAACGACGACUUUAUCAAGCGCCAUUGCGAAAGAAGAAUAAAGAAGGAGAUGCGGGCUUUCUAUGGAAUCUGUGCACUGCUUGCAGUCUCCAUCGUGGUUGCUGUUAUCUUAUACGUGCUGCAUCGUACGGGAAGACUGCUGAGAAUCAAUUGUCGGCUCAUUCGGGGCAUGCGCAGAAGCAGAUUUCCAAGUAACCCCGUCACAAGCAACAGAUUCUCGUCAGCUGUUUUCUCCGAUAACCGCAUAGGCUCGACAAGGAGAUCGGAAGAUUCCACGAUAACCAACCCGGACUACGACGACUCAACGACGUUCAGCGAGUUUCAGCGCAAGUUCUACCAGCUCGGGACGACAAAGGGAUAUCGUAAGCGGAUUCAAGACGUAUUUGAUAUUGAGUCGCUGGAGCCCAGGAAUUUCGAGGAUGAGGAUUUGAAGGAUAGAGUUUUCGUGCUUCCUCGGGCGCCAAAUGCGACAGUACGAAGGAAGUCUGCGGAUAGUCUGAGACGGGUACGGGGAGAGCUGCGCGGCCCUAGACAGCUAGAAAUGGUAGAAGUUCAGUCGGACACUGUCCGUAGGGUGUUUCCGCAUGACCAGAGUGUUGUUUAG
Molecule: messenger RNA, 1386 nt
Organism: Aspergillus chevalieri
Lineage: Eukaryota; Fungi; Ascomycota; Eurotiomycetes; Eurotiales; Aspergillaceae
Exons: 1
Coding region: 1-1386 (461 amino acids)
Source: RefSeq, a predicted model, not a curated record